This is a messenger RNA of Anguilla rostrata (American eel), 2494 nucleotides long. It is a transcript of the gene cap1, whose product is annotated as CAP, adenylate cyclase-associated protein 1 (yeast). The transcript has 13 exons. The record is from RefSeq and is a predicted model, not a curated record. Gene Ontology annotation, molecular function: adenylate cyclase binding; actin binding. The coding region runs from base 161 to 1573 and encodes 470 amino acids. NCBI's taxonomy places the organism in Eukaryota, Metazoa, Chordata, Actinopteri, Anguilliformes, Anguillidae. Gene Ontology annotation, biological process: actin filament organization; cytoskeleton organization; cell morphogenesis. Gene Ontology annotation, cellular component: cytoplasm.
AAUGGCUGGGCGAGGAGGGCGGAAACGGCGCGCGGUGACAGCUGGGUACUUCCCUACUGAUACAGGAAGACCGAGACGGAACAAGCCGAUUGAGCUAGCAAGCGCCCACGGAAAGCAAACAAAUUAAAACCGAAAUCAGCCCUAGUUUGAGUGAGAAGGUAUGGCUGAGCUGGCGGGUUUGGUGCAGCGCCUGGAGGUGGCCGUGGGACGCCUGGAGGCCGUCGCGGGGGGCGGCGGCAGCUCUGCUGGGGGAGGCCCCGAAGUGGUGUCUGCGUAUGUGGAGGCCUAUGAUGACUUCAUAUCUGGACCUGUAGCGCAGUACUUGGUGAUCAGCGGGCAGAUUGGGGGCGAUGUUCAGAAGCAUGCGGAUAUGAUGAAGAAAGCUUUCACCUGUCAGAGGCAGUUCCUGGUCACUGCCUGCAACUCCCAGAAGCCUACUGAUGCCGCGCUGUCGUCCCUGCUGGCUCCUGUGUCCGACAUUAUCCAGCAGGUCCAGUCCUUCCGUGAGCAGAACCGUAGCUCUCCGCUCUUCAACCACCUGUCUGCUAUCAGCGAAAGCGUCCCUGCCCUUGGCUGGGUUGCCAUGGCACCGAAGCCAGGCCCCUAUGUGAAGGAAAUGCAGGACGCUGCCAUGUUCUACACCAAUCGUGUUCUUAAGGAUUACAAGGAGAAGGAUAAGAAGCAUGUGGACUGGGUGAAGGCCUACCUGGCCAUCUGGACCGAGCUGCAGGCCUACAUUAAGAAGCACCACACCACAGGCCUCGUCUGGAGCAAGACUGGUCCGGUUGCCUCCGCCUCCUCUGCAGCUGUACGCCCUGCUGGUGGGGCUCCUCCUCCACCGCCGGGGCCCCCACCCCCUCCCAUGGAUUUCAGCCAAUCAUCUACUGGCGGCGACUCGAGCGCCGACUCCCGCAACUUACUAUUUGCUUCCAUCAACAAGGGUGCCAACAUCACCAAGGGGCUGAAACACGUGUCUGAUGACGAGAAGACUCAUAAGAACCCGGCGCUGAAGACCCAGGGAGGAGUCGUGCGCUCCGGGCCAAAACCUUUCACUUCACCCCGUCCUGCUCCGGCCGCCGCCCCCCCCGCCCGCACUUUGCCCCCCAUGCUGGAACUGGAUGGCAAAAAGUGGAGAGUGGAGAACCAGGAAGGCGCUCAGGGGCUGGUGAUUGACGACACGGAGCUCAAGCAGGUCGUCUACGCCUACAAGUGCAACAACAGCACCUUGCAGGUCAAGGGCAAGCUGAACUCCAUCACCAUCGACAACUGUAAGAAGUUUGGCCUGGUGUUCGACGAUGUCGUCGGGAUCGUGGAGGUCAUCAACUGCAGGGACGUCAAGAUCCAGGUUAUGGGCAAGGUGCCCACCAUCUCCAUCAACAAGACAGACGGUUGCCAUGUCUACCUGAGCACUGAUUCGCUUGCGUGCGAGAUCAUCAGUGCCAAGAGCUCGGAGAUGAACGUGCUGGUGCCAGGCGCAGGGGGAGAAUAUACUGAGAUUCCUGUACCUGAGCAGUUCAAAACCGUGUGGGAUGGCAAGAAGCUGGUCACCACAGCAACCGAGAUUGCAGGAUAAAGCAGCCCACGAGAGGCCGCCCCCUUUUGCAAAUGCCGACCUGACUAACCGACCAAUCACAAAGUAGACUGAGAUGCCAACCUCUCACACAUUUCCUAUCAUCCAGUUGCAGCUGCAGCCCCUACCUUCCUUUUGCCAAUGAGAGGACUGCUUGCUUUAUGUGGAGCAAUCCUACAGCCAAUUGCAGGGGAGCGACUUCAUUCCGUUCGGUACACAGGGCUUUAUCAGGGCCACUGGGGAAGUGAGUUCAUUGAAUGGUUUUAUUUUCAUUUUGCCAAUACCAAGCUUCUGCUUUAUUUUGAACAUUCCAGCAGCCAAUUGCAGGGGAGCGACUUCAUUCCGUUCGGUACACAGGGCUUUGUCAGUGGCCACUGGGGAAGUGAGUUCAUUGAAUGGUUUUAUUUUCAUUUUGCCAAUACCAAGCUUCUGCUUUAUUUUGAACAUUCCAGCCAAUUUAGGAAGAUGGUUAGUGAUUCAGAAAUGGCCAAAUCAAAAAAAGUAAGGAUUUGUCUGCUUUUCUGUUCCAUUUUGACUCCUCAAGCAAUCGGGUUAUGUUGUGCUGAUUUCUGCAACCUCAUGUGGGAGGGUCAUUUAUGUCUGAUUCUUGUUUCCUUGUUCUAGUCAGGGGGGGCAGGCGUACGGGAGGGCCAAGGUGGUUUUUGUACCAUAUAUGCAAUUCAGCUGUAAAGCACAUUUACAACUUUCUGCAGUCAUUGAUACUAUCAUUCAAGAUGAUGAUGAUAAUAAUAGUCAUAGAAUUAAUGACAGAAUUUGUGUCCUCGUCCUCAUUAAAAAUCUAGAGAAAAUAACGAGUUAUGUGCAGGAACACUGUUGUCUUUUUUUAUCAUUAACACUGAAGAAAAACAAAUGUAAAAAAAAUAAUAAUAAAAAAUAAACACCAAAAGUCUUCUUCAUCUCGUA